Molecule: messenger RNA, 517 nt
Organism: Rubroshorea leprosula
Lineage: Eukaryota; Viridiplantae; Streptophyta; Magnoliopsida; Malvales; Dipterocarpaceae
Source: the annotation of a GenBank genome assembly
AAACAGUCUCUUCUUCUCAAGGCAAGAAUAGCCCAAGAAACCUCCAUAGGCUGCACAAAAGAAACCUGCUGCAGCAAACAAAGAACCCCGGCCAACACAAUUCCAGCCACCGCUCUUACAAUUAUAAUAACCUCCACUCUCUAUGUUAUCUAUGAACUCGGGUUCCACCCAGGCAUGGUGUGUCUGGGUGUUCUUUUUGGGUGCAAAGGCUCCCGUUCUGUCAAAGACUACGUUCUAUCAGUUUUGGUGAUCAUAGCUAUUGUUUUCGGAUUGCGUAUAUUUUGUUAUGCUAUUCAUCGUUUGUUGAAGAGGGAGGAUUCUCAAUCUCGCCGCCGUGAUGAGAAUUUAGGUGAUGGAUCUGGAUUGGAAAUGCAACCGCAAUAUACGAGCCAUAUGCGCAUAGGAUUAACCUGAGGAGCAUGCCAAAAAGAAAGGUUAGCGAUGAUCUUGGUUAAUUAACCGGAGAGGGUCAUGUUACAUAUUUUUAAUUGUUGAUUAAUACAUUCCAACCAUGAAU